This is a messenger RNA of Lucilia cuprina (Australian sheep blowfly), 451 nucleotides long. Its product is annotated as putative gustatory receptor 36c. The coding region runs from base 38 to 400 and encodes 120 amino acids. The transcript has 2 exons. Gene Ontology annotation, biological process: sensory perception of taste. NCBI's taxonomy places the organism in Eukaryota, Metazoa, Arthropoda, Insecta, Diptera, Calliphoridae. The record is from RefSeq and is a predicted model, not a curated record. Gene Ontology annotation, cellular component: membrane.
GUUAACAGUUUAUGUGAAUAAUAUUUGUAUUAUUUAUAUGACAUUUAUGACUUCGGCGCCUGAUAAUUUAUGGAAUCAAUUGCAUUCUUUAAAAGGCCUUAGGGCAAUUUUGUCUCUAGCCGUACAUUAUUAUGAUUUAAAAUUAUUUAUGUGGUCCAUGUUGAAUGUUUCGACAUUGUCGUAUAGAUUGGGAAGAUUAUUGAAACUUGGAAUGUCAUUACUACCUUGCGCCGAUCUAAAACUGGAAAGAAGUUUGCUGAACGUUUCUUUGCAAAUGACCGCGUUUCCUUUAGAAAUUGACUUGGUGGGUUUGUAUGUGGUUAAAAAACCCAUGAUUUUUGCACUUUUUGGUUCAGCUAUAGCUAAAGCAAUUGUCUUAAUGCAAUAUGAUUUUAAAUAAAAAUAAUUAAGUAAAUGAAUUUAAUUAAACUGUAAUGAAUUUGAAAAGUAA